Limanda limanda (common dab) is the source of this 3767-nucleotide messenger RNA. RefSeq names its product myotubularin related protein 7a (gene mtmr7a). NCBI's taxonomy places the organism in Eukaryota, Metazoa, Chordata, Actinopteri, Pleuronectiformes, Pleuronectidae. Gene Ontology annotation, biological process: dephosphorylation. The transcript has 14 exons. Gene Ontology annotation, molecular function: phosphatase activity. The record is from RefSeq and is a predicted model, not a curated record. The coding region runs from base 178 to 2133 and encodes 651 amino acids.
CAGGUCAGCCAGGAGCACUGUUAUGGUGGUUUUUACCUUUUUAUUUACGGUCUGUGUAUUUCCACCUGAGCUGCUGCAGGGACCAGAUGAACCUGUGAGCCCGGGGCCACCACACACUGACACCCCGCUGUUCACAUGCUGCACCGCCGCUAGCUGCGGCUCCUCUCUCCGCUGCUGAUGGAGCACAUCCGACUACCGAAGGUGGAGAAUGUCAAGCUGCUGGACAGACUGUCUCCCAGGAGGAGCAGGGCGGGGACCCUCUACCUGACAGCCACACACUCCAUCUUUGUGGAGAACGAGGCUGGAGUGCGCAAUGAAACAUGGGUGCUUCACAGUUUGGUGUGCAGUGUGGAGAAACACGCCGCCACAGCCUCAGGAACUGCUCUGAUCAUCCACUGUAAGAACUUCCAGGUUCUUCAUAUUGUCAUCCCUCGAGAGCGGGAGUGUCAGGAUGUUCACCUGUCGCUGCAGCGUCUCUCCCAGCCAGUGAGUUACGCUGAGCUGUAUUGCUUCUCCUACAAGCCCAACGUUGACGAGAAGGAGAGGCGGCAGGAAUGGGACUUCUUGGACCUCAAGUCUGAUUACAGCAGAAUGGGACUUCCAAACUCCCUGUGGAAGCUCUCCCCCAUCAAUCGACACUACAAGGUGAGUGACACUUACCCUGCUGACCUCUUUGUUCCUGAGUCUGCCUCACCUCCGAUCAUCGUAGGGAGCUCCAAGUUCAGAAGCAGAGGCAGAUUUCCCACUCUGUCGUACUACUCCAAAGAAAAUCACGCUGCCAUCUGCCGCAGCAGCCAGCCUCUGUCAGGUUUCAGCGCUCGGUGCCUAGAGGACGAACAGAUGCUGGAGGCCAUCUUGAGGUCUAAUCCCCGCAGCGACUUCAUGUAUGUGGUGGACACCAGGCCUAAGCUGAAUGCGAUUGCAAACCGAGCUGCAGGAAAAGGCUACGAAAAUGAAGACAACUACUCCAACAUUAAAUUCCAGUUCAUCGGCAUCGAGAACAUCCACGUUAUGAGAAACAGCCAACAAAAGAUGCUAGAAGUGUGUGAGCUGCGUUCCCCCUCCAUGUCCAACUUCCUGGAGGGCCUGGAAGGCUCAGGCUGGCUGAAGCACAUCAAAGCUGUUUUGGAUGCAGGCAUCUUCAUCGCCAAGGCUAUAGCAGAGGAGGGUGUCAGUGUCUUGGUUCACUGCUCAGACGGUUGGGACCGGACAGCCCAGGUGUGUUCAGUGGCCUGUGUGCUGCUGGAUCCCUACUACAGGACCCUCCGAGGACUCAUGGUCCUCAUCGAGAGAGACUGGGUCUCAUUUGGACACAAGUUCACCCACAGAUGCAACCACCUGGUCGGAGACCCUAAGGAGGUGUCUCCCGUCAUCGACCAGUUCCUGGAGUGUGUGUGGCAGCUGAUGGAGCAGUUCCCCUGUGCCUUCGAGUUCAACGAGAGGUUCCUCAUCACCAUUCACAGCCACAUCUACUCCUGCCAGUUCGGCAACUUUAUCGGCAACAACCAGCGGGAGAGGAUCGAUCGGGGAGUGCGUGAGAGGACUCACUCUUUGUGGAGUUUUCUGUGGAUGAGCCGUGCCGACUACAUCAACCCUCUGUACAGGCCGGACCACAGCCAGACUCAGGGGCUCCUCCGGCCCUCUACUGCCCCCUAUUGCUUUAAAUUUUGGAGAGGCCUGUACAAUCAUUUUGACCAAGGGAUGCAUCCACGUCAGUCUGUAGAGGAUUACCUUCGGGCCAUCACAGAGGAGACGCAGCAGCUGGAGGAGCAGCUGACCUCACACAAACAGAAAAUUGCUGAACUGGAGCAUGAGCAGGUGGGGAGAGUCAUCCAGAAGACACCCCCUUGUGAUAAGAGCCCCACAGCGUGGGGCCUCCUCAAUGAUCUCACCAUGGCCAACACCCCUCAGGACUACACUGGGGACUUCAUCACCAGCAGCCCUGGUCAGCUGAAAACACCAGACAGCAGCCUGAUCCUCCUGCCGCAGGACCUGAACAAAACAUCUGAAGCCAACCUCUCAAACGGCAGUGACCAGGAGUCUGGGAUCGCUGACCUGAGCUGUCGCUCACCUCUCAGUGAGGACAGCACCAGGGAUCCAGACUCAGAUGAGGCUACCUACUCUGCUGCCUGAGCAAAUGUAGCGUGUGGUUGGAGGGCGCAGAUCAAACUCCACAUGAACAUUCACCAAGUCACCUGGGUAUUGGCUAACAUCAGUGAAAAGUCUUGCACUGGGUUACACAGCUGACUUGCACUUUGGUUUGCAUGUUGUGCGGUGGACUCUCCCUUUUGCCACUUAAAUACAUAAUAGUUAAAGUUGUCUGCUGUAGCUGAAACCUUUCAUUCUUAUGCCAGGGAAAGAAAUUCUGAAAGUAAUAUCAAAGUUGAAUAUUGUUCAGUGUCAUGUAUGUUGUUUGACAGCAGACUUUACCCAUCAACAUAGAUGGUUAAAAAAGAGGUGAUGAUGAUGUCAUCUAAAAAAGAGUUUCCUUAAGUUAAAAGCAAACUAAGAAUAAUCCUGAACAUUUGUCUCUAUGUGUAACAUGAUUGGUGUAGAAGUAUGACUGCUUUUUAUUGUGGAUUUCCAUAAACGUCAUUUCAUAAUUUUUGCUUUACAAUGUAAACACUGUAAACGUUAAACACUGCUUCAGUAGUAGAUGACAGCAGCCUUAUUUCCAACUAGGAAAGCAUUGUUAGCUAUAAAAAGAUUCCAAGCAAAGAAUUCAAUAUCAAUUUUAUAAAGCAAUAAAAGUCAGUUAGCACAGCUCCCAUUAGAACAAAAUGCUAAUAAAUUAUUAAAUGGAAACAUGAUAAAACUGACGAAACACUGACAAUAAUGUAAUAAGCAAGCUGUGGGGAGAAAAACAGCAAACUCAAGGAUAUAACGUGAGAACAGCAUAUAAGCUGCUGUCACAUUGUUCGAAAAGAUUGAUCUCCUAAGUUCUUCUAUGUAGUGUUUUGAUCAUUUUGUCCGACCCCUGUUCUAAAUGCUGAUGCACAUUUUGGUCACUGCUGCUCAUAGACAGUCUGGGUUCAGGAUUUCCAUCUGACCUGAAAGACAAGCUGUGAUGCUUUUCGACACAAAGUUAGAUUUAUACGCGAGUGUCGCCAUGUUUCAGUCCCACAGUUCAUGUUAUAAACGAACUCCGCACACCACAGUGACCUCAGCUGGUGUUUGUAGUCAUUACACUAUAAUAACCACUGGUUAGUUGUAGCUGAACACAGUGACCAAUCUAAAAACAGUUGUCCACAAUAUUUCAACAGGUCUGUUGUUAUCAAACCAAAUGUUUUACCAAAGGGAAUCAACUGUCUGCAGGUAUAAAGUGGAGUCAAGGAUAGAACUACUGAACAGAUGAGAGCGUGUGAACAUUAAUAUUCUGCCAUUUAGUGACGCAGAUUAGUGACUGUUUUUUUGAAUGUGUGUGCCAUUUGUAGAAUUAGGUGUAUAAUUAGGAUUAUAUCUAGUGUAGUACACGUUUCUGUAGGUGCACUCCAAUACUGCAAACAAACAAAGUACAGGUUAUCCGGCGAGGCAUGUUAAGAAUAUUUUUGUACUUUUGACCUAUUUUUUUGACUACUGUAAUCUUUCUUUGAUGCAUGUUGUUUUUUUUAUUUGUACAAGAGUUUGACCUUGUAGAAAAGAAAGAGCUUUAUAUUAUUGUGUGUUUGUUCGGAUGGAGAAAGAGCCAAAUUUGUCAAAAUGACCGAAAUGCAAAGUUGUAUCAGUUGUUUCAAUGUUCUUGUGGUAAUAAAUAAAUAAAUAUAAUA